Oreochromis niloticus (Nile tilapia) is the source of this 3264-nucleotide messenger RNA. RefSeq names its product GTP binding protein 3, mitochondrial (gene gtpbp3). Gene Ontology annotation, molecular function: GTPase activity; protein binding; GTP binding. Lineage: Eukaryota; Metazoa; Chordata; Actinopteri; Cichliformes; Cichlidae. Gene Ontology annotation, biological process: tRNA wobble uridine modification; tRNA methylation. The record is from RefSeq and is a predicted model, not a curated record. Bases 1098 to 2633 code for a protein of 511 amino acids. The transcript has 11 exons. Gene Ontology annotation, cellular component: cytoplasm; mitochondrion.
UUUUCCACCUUGUGCUGAAAAAACCAAAACUUGACUGCUAAUUUGUGUCCUCAAUAACAUGUGCAUUCUGCAUAAUGUGCCAGAGGUAUUUCCCCCAGUCUUCGGUGAUUUGAUAAGAAAAUUGGCAGUAAAACAAACUCUGGUCUGUCCUGAACUGAAUUUUACAGCCUCCUUUUUUCCAUAUACUAACCACAAAACAAAGGUGACAGACAUGUUGGCACGGACAUCGCACAAACAGUAGAUCCUUUGACAGCAGGUGCAUCACUGAGUUAAUCAUUUGAGUUCAUGUAAACAUAAGUAAAACAUUAAAUAGUAGUGAUAAAAAGUGAAAUGUUUAUAGCCCCAAUAAUAAUGAUAUUAGUUAUAUACACAAAAAGUAAAACAUUGGAAUUUGCAGCAGGGAUCGAUGUACACCAAUGACAGUGUUAAUGAAUCGUUUUGUGGCCUAAAUCACAUAAAAUCCCUUUAUAUUAGAGGAAGAUUUGUAAACAUCACAACACAAUUUCAAGUUAAACAACGAGUCAUUUUCAUGCUUUAUUUCAUGCAACGCUACUUUUGUGGGGGACAAAAGAUUACUGUCAAACAGAUUCCUUCCAUAAAAUAACCAAAAUUUUAUUUUUACAUUUUUAAACGGAUGUAUUUGUUUAACGUGAUAUAAAACAACAAAAAAGGCUGAAAAUCAGACCUAUGAUCCCGGAACCGAUCAUAUUUGAAAUAGUCACACGGACCGAAUUUUCAGCGUACGAUAGGCGUGGCUUAUGCUAGAUUGACAAGCGUUGAACAAACGGGAGAGCUUAAUCUGCUGUCGUUAGGAGAAACGGUAACCAAUCGGAAUCAAGAGUGGGAGGAGCUACUUAAAUGUGACUGAAAGAUGGGAAGGACAAAUCACGAGCGGGAUGAGUUUGUAAAUUACGAACAUUAUACUUUAAUAUAACAGAAGAUAAGACGCAAAUGAUUGAAUGUUCGGAUUUGGCAGCUAACAUUAGCUUCACAGACACUCCGACGUUAACUGAAAAGAAGCAAAGUGGAAAUAAUGUGUUGGGUGUCAGUCUGUAUGAGAAGCAGCAAAUAAAUGAAACGUUUGGUGUCUCAUAAUCAUGCUGCCGCUGCGGUCCGUGUGUGGUGGGAUAUGGAGAGCUGCUGUGCACACAGUCAGGACGAGCCGUGGAGCUCCACCCUACAGGCUCCUCUCCUCUACCUGUGAUGGAGCCCCGGCUGCACUGGCUGAUGCUGACACCAUCUUUGCGCUGUCGUCCGGGCACGGCAGGUGUGGGGUGGCAGUGGUACGUGUCAGUGGUCCCGCCUCAGCUACGGCCCUGAGGUGUAUGGCUGGGUUCACGCAGCGUCUGCCCCCUCCACGCACCGCCCUGUUACGCAGCAUCACAGACCCCCGCUCCACAGAAGUGCUGGACCGUGGGCUCGUCCUGUGGUUCCCAGCUCCUCGUAGUUUCUCCGGAGAAGAUAGUGUGGAGUUCCAUAUCCACGGAGGUCCCGCAGUCAUUACUGCUGUCUUACAGGCUCUUGGAAGCGUGCCUGGCUUGAGGCCGGCCGAAGCGGGGGAGUUCACGCGGAGAGCUUUUCAAGCAGGGAAACUCGGUUUAACGGAGGUGGAGGGGCUUGGGGAUCUGAUCCACGCAGAGACAGAGGCCCAGAGGAGGCAGGCUCUUAGACAGAUGUCAGGCGAACUGGGACGCCUGUAUCAGGACUGGAGCGACAGACUGAAACGGUGUCUGGCCCACGUCGAGGCCUUCAUAGACUUCAGCGAGGAUGAGCUCAUUGAGGACGGGGUCUUGAACCGAGUGGAUGUGUCAGUACGUGAUCUGCAAGCGGAGAUUGAGCGACACCUGAAGGACGAGAGACGGGGCGAGCGGCUUCGCGGCGGGGUCCAGGUGGUGAUCGCGGGAGCUACUAAUGCGGGAAAAAGUAGCCUUCUUAACAAACUCUGUCAGAGACCUGCAGCCAUUGUGUCUCCCAUUGCCGGCACCACCAGAGAUGUGGUGGAGACGGCUCUGGACCUCGGUGGGUUCCCCGUCCUCCUGAGUGACACAGCUGGCCUCAGAGACAGCUCGGACCUGGUGGAGAGAGAGGGCGUCCGCCGCGCUCUGGAAAGGGUGGAGCAGGCGGAUCUGACGCUGGUGGUCGUGGACUCGGCUCAUCUCCCCUCUGAGGUAGACCGAGCCGCGGCGUUCCUUCGGGAACACCUGAGCAGUGUGCUGCCUGACACAGGCAGGUGUCUCCUGGUGUUGAAUAAGGCCGACCUGCUGCCUGAGAAGCAGAGACAAAAGCUGGACAUGGAGCUGAGAGGUGUCUCUGGUCUCCCUGCUGUCUGUCUGAUCUCCUGCCAGACUAACGAGGGACUGAAGGACUUCCUCACAGUGCUGCACAGCAGUGUCAAGACUCUGUGUGGCGACCCUCUGUUCGGUGCCCCCACCCUGACACAGGCUCGCCACAGGGCCCACCUGCAGCGCUGUGCGGCGGCUCUGGCUCAGUAUCAGCGGUACCGUGACACUGACCUCGCUCUGGCAGCCGAAGGUGUCCGUGUAGCUGUCACCAGCCUGGGCCGGAUCACUGGACGGGUCGGGGCAGAGGAGAUCCUGGACAUCAUCUUCAAAGACUUCUGCAUUGGAAAAUAAAUGAGUGAAAAACUGACAGAUAUGCGAUCGCCGGCUGCUCUGAGAGGAAAACUGCAUUCCUGCAGUCUCACGGUGUCAGAAAACAGGAGUGAAAGGACACAGCUGGGCGCUGGGCCAGGCGUCGACACACAGUCGCAGCUGAAAGAAAAAACUCUGUGUUCUUGGCCGCCGAACGCGUGCGCUCCCAGGACGCUAAAAUGUUUUCUGUUGAUGCUUUUUAUCAGGCCGAAAUAGUUUGAGCAUGAUGACAGGUGCCUCAAAGGCCCAAUAUACCGAACAAGUGUUUGGCAAGCCUUGAGUCGUCGUUUGAAAAUAGAUGUCGAAAGCCUUUGAUAGGUGAAGAUUGGCCUCCUGGGCUGCAACAUAACAGCCCAGAUCUUUUAAAAUAUAACCUGCAAGGUCAUGGACUGAAAGUUUGGAUGUUUACUUGUGCUGCAGGAAAAUGACUUAUUUUUUUACUUUGCACCUUUUAUCACAUUUAUUUAUUUUCCAAAAAAUAACUAAUAAUAAUCAGAAUGAUUGUAUCGGUUUGUUACAUGUUGCUGUCUUAUGUUACUUUGGACCCUUAAAUAAAUGAGAUCGUGUGUAUUUUUGUAACAAAUAAAAAUUCUCUUUAAAGAAAACAAACAUA